AUGAGCGGAUUAGGUGCGCGGGGCGCGAGCGUCGGACGACACGCGCGUUCGGCACUGCAGGCCGCCACUGAGGAGGGGCGGCCCGGGCGCGCGUGCCCCGCGCCGCACCCCCGCGCCACCCUACCGCCAUGUGUCCGGAGCCUCGCAAAGGGUUUGCGAGUUAGUUGGAAAAGCGGUAAGGCAGCCCUUAAAUUUACAGUGGUAAGUUCCGAGUGCCGCCGAAAGCUGCCGAGAGAGGGCGAGCGUCGCGACGCCGAGUUCGGCCGAACGCGCGCGGCCGGCGCCGCCCAGUCGAUAAGGCCGUCUCCACUCGCUGAACAAAGACAC
This is a messenger RNA of Brenthis ino (lesser marbled fritillary), 327 nucleotides long. The record is from the annotation of a GenBank genome assembly. Lineage: Eukaryota; Metazoa; Arthropoda; Insecta; Lepidoptera; Nymphalidae.